CUACCAGACGACUGCAAAGAAUCAUCAGAUCAGGCGAGAAGGUGGCAGGUCCUGAUUGGCUGGAGACAGCUGCAUUCUGGUAGCUGAUUGGCUCUGCGGGUCGCGUCUUUGUGUCGUCACAAGCCUGGGCGUUCACAAGGAGCCGUCUGUAGAGGUCAGAGCCGCGUGUGGAACAAACUGACCAGAGGCAAACGUCGCCGUGCAGCUGCCUGUGCUGGCCUUAACAUGAGUAAGAAUGGAUUUGGUAGCUAUGGCAGCAUCUCUGCCGCGGGAGGAGCCAGUGGCGGCAAUGACCAACCGUCUCAGGGCGGCGGCACGGCUCCUGCUACUAAGCUCUUCAGAUCCAGGGCCCUAAUCCAGGAAAUUGUACCUUGUUCUGUAAACCAGCUGCUCACCUCCACUCUGGUUGAUGAUGUCUUUCAGAUUAGGGGCGUUGAGGUUUCCCAGGUCUCUAUCGUGGGGAUAAUCAGACAGGCAGAGAGGGCUCCAAACUACGUUCUUUACAAAAUCGAUGAUAUGACCACCAAGCCUAUUGAGGUGCGCCAGUGGGUCAGCAAAGAGCAAGCAAAGCAGGGGGUGACUCUGCUUCCCGUGGGGAUGUAUGUCAAAGUGUUCGGGACCCUCAAAUGUUCUGCGGGGGUGAAGUGCCUCGAGGUGUUGAACAUCCGCGUCCUGGAGAGCAUGAACGAGAUCACCGCGCAUGUUCUGGAAACGGGCCAUGCGCACAUGAUGCUGCCUAAGGCCUACCAAGCGGCCCCUGUGCAGAAUGCACCUGUUACCCCAUUGGAGAUGGAUGGGGUUCAGGAGUCCGGCGAGGACUGCCCUGACUACAUUCUGAAGGAGGUGCUGCGUUUGAUUCGUGAGUGUCCUCGAAAGGAAGGCAAGAGCCUUCAACAGCUCCAGACCGAGCUUUGCAGCCUGAGCAUCAAGACCAUCAAGCAAGCCAUUGAUUAUCUGACUAUCGAGGGCCUCGUCUACUGCACUGUGGAUGGGGAGCAUUUUAAAUCUGCUGAUUGAAGCAGCGAGAAGAGUGUUCAUGUUCUGAAGACCCUUGCCUCUAGUUGUGAGUUUGACCUGUUGACUUUUCGGAAGUAGAUUUUUUCAGCAAAAGAUCUCAACUGGCAUUCUGUGGAACAUCACUGCUUUUCCAACUGCUUUGAACUUUUUUUAAACUAUAUUUGAAGCUCAGAGGGAGAUGGCGCUGCAAAAAUUGGACGUUUUAUAGGAUUUACCAGCAAGCAAAUGAAAAUACUUCUGGAUAGGUGAAUUUGGGGGAGAAAAGGUACAAAGAAAGUUGAAAAUUAUUAUUUAGUUGAGUGGGCGCUUCUUUUUCUGAAAUAGCCAUAUAUUAGAAGAACAUAGAUGCAGUCAGGGAGCCAGCUAAGAGGCAAAAAAAAAAAAUUGUUGUUUUUACGUUAGACUUAUUUUCUGUGUUUGGGUUUAGCUUAUUAUAAUAUUAUCUCUUGCCAAAUACAGUAAUUAAUUCAAAUAUGCUAAAGAUAGCAAUUCAUGAAUUCAAAGGCUCAGUUCAAGUGUUUAUUGAGUGAUUUGCUCUUACUACCAUAGGUUUAUGUUUUUGUUAAAACAUAAGAUUAUACUAUGUUUCAAUAGCAGGGUCAUCUUUGAAUACUUUUUUCCUGAAAAUGUGACUGUUUAAUGAUUAUUUCAAAUAUGAUGUGGUGAUAUUUGGAUUAAAUUGCAAUCUGUUGUAGUUGCAUGGUGCAUGGAUGCCACACUUUCUGUAAGUUUUUUGUUCUGAUGUAUUAUCUAUAGUACUAAAUGCUAUUUUUUAGGUAUAACAGGUUUUGUUCUUAUAGAUUAGGCAAACAAAUAAAAAGUUAUUAUGAGAAUAUUAAGCCUAGCA
Molecule: messenger RNA, 1864 nt
Organism: Equus quagga
Lineage: Eukaryota; Metazoa; Chordata; Mammalia; Perissodactyla; Equidae
Gene: RPA4
Product: replication protein A4
Exons: 1
Coding region: 226-1017 (263 amino acids)
Biological process (GO): DNA replication; nucleotide-excision repair; double-strand break repair via homologous recombination
Cellular component (GO): chromosome, telomeric region; nucleus; DNA replication factor A complex
Molecular function (GO): DNA binding
Source: RefSeq, a predicted model, not a curated record